Macroventuria anomochaeta is the source of this 1947-nucleotide messenger RNA. Its product is annotated as cysteine proteinase. Gene Ontology annotation, biological process: regulation of proteasomal protein catabolic process; protein deubiquitination; proteasome-mediated ubiquitin-dependent protein catabolic process. The transcript has 4 exons. The coding region runs from base 67 to 1803 and encodes 578 amino acids. NCBI's taxonomy places the organism in Eukaryota, Fungi, Ascomycota, Dothideomycetes, Pleosporales, Didymellaceae. Gene Ontology annotation, molecular function: cysteine-type deubiquitinase activity; proteasome binding; protein binding. The record is from RefSeq and is a predicted model, not a curated record.
AAAUAAUAUUCGCCGCCACUGCGCAUCGCUGAAUACAUCUCAUACACAGUAUCACAGCGGUUCAACAUGGCGUCCAUACCAGUGAUUGUCAAGCACCAGGGCAAGAAGCACGAAGUCGAGGUCGACAUCUCUUCCAACGGCGAGACCUUCAAGUACCAGCUCUUCUCCAUCACCGGUGUCGAGCCCGAGCGCCAGAAAAUUCUCGUCAAAGGCGGCCAGCUCAAGGAUGACGCCGAUAUGUCGAAGCUGGGGCUUAAGUCCGGGCAAACGAUCAUGAUGAUGGGCACGCCCUCUGGCGACAACACGAACGUUAUCGAGAAGCCCAAGGAGAAGAUCAAGUUCUUGGAGGACAUGGAUGAGGCGGAAGCCGCGCAGCUGGAAGGCGCCACGCCGGCCGGUCUGCAGAACUUGGGCAACACAUGUUACAUGAACUCGACACUCCAGGUGCUGAGGUCUGUUCCUGAGCUGCAGGAAGAGCUUCUGCGUUAUGCUGACAGCGGCGCCGGCUCGUCCAGAUCAGCAAACCAGAUUAGCCAGUUCGGCCUUGGUGGCCUCGGCGCCUCCAUGGACCUCACAGGAUCCCUCCGCGAUCUCUUCAAGCAGAUGGGUGAGACCCAGCAAGGCUUCCCUCCUCUCAUGUUUCUCAACGCUCUCCGAACCGCCUUCCCACAGUUCGCGCAGAAAGCAAAGGACGGACACGGUUACGCUCAGCAGGAUGCCGAGGAAGCUUGGUCACAGAUUGUCGCACAGCUGCGACAAAAGCUACAGAUCAAGAACGAGUCAGACGCGGAGAAGAAGGCGGAUGUUUCUUGGAUUGACAAGUUCAUGUCCGGCAGGUUCGAGUCGGUCAUGGAGUGCGACGAGCCUGCGGCGAAGGAGAUGGGCGAGGAGCCAGUCACCAGCGAGGACUCGUUCUUUAAGCUCAACUGCCACAUCAACGUCGAGACGAAUCAUCUGAGAGACGGUCUCGCUGCUGGUCUAAAGGAGCAGAUUGAGAAGCGCUCGGAGCUUUUGGGCCGAAACGCGGUAUACACGAAGACAUCCAAGAUUUCGCGACUCCCUGUACACCUGCCGGUACACUUCGUACGAUUCGACUGGCGCCGCGACACCAACAAGAAGGCGAAGAUUAUGCGCAAGGUCACAUUUCCCGAUGAACUGGACGCGAUAGAGUUCUGCACGGACACACUGAAGAAGCAGUUGAUCCCCGUGCGCGACAAGAUCCGGGACGUGCGCAAGGAAGAGAUUGAUAUUGAGCGUGCCCGUAAGCGACAGAAGCGUAUGAGGGCUGGCGAGGAGAACGAUAGCGACCCGCUCGCACAGAAGGAGCCUCUCCAGAAGAAGAAGGAAGCCGCACAGAAGAAGGAUGAUGCAAACAAGCCCGCCGAGCCCGAGGAGGAGAUUGAGUACAAGACAGAUGCUCAGAUCGAGGCUGAGCGCGCGGCAUCAAUCCUGGCUGCUAAGAAGGAGGUGCUGUCGCUGGUGAGCCCCGAACUCGCCGCAGACGAGGGUGCCAAUCAGACUGGUCUGUACGAGCUUCGCGGUGUCAUCACACAUCAGGGUGCCAGCGCUGACAGCGGUCACUACACCUCCUUUGUCAAGAAGCAGGGCGCAAAGGACCCUGUGACUGGCAAGAGGAAGGCUGAAGAUGGCAAGUGGUGGUGGUUCAACGAUGACAAGGUCUCUGAGGUCGACGCUGAGAGGAUUCAGACCCUGUCUGGUGGAGGUCAAAGCCACUCGGCUCUCAUCCUUCUGUACCGUGCAGUACCGCUGCCCACCGUUGACGAGGACGUCGAGAUGUCUUAAGUAGGCGCUCUUUAGUUGACGACUUCCUUCUGUAUGCACAUAGACUUUGAUUAUCUCACCAUUCACGGUGCAGAGCAGUUGGCAUUGCAUAAGAGGCUAGAUAAAGGCAUAGCAGGACCAGUGUUACGACAUGAUGAAUUGAAG